This is a messenger RNA of Naumovozyma castellii, 1677 nucleotides long. RefSeq lists its product as uncharacterized. NCBI's taxonomy places the organism in Eukaryota, Fungi, Ascomycota, Saccharomycetes, Saccharomycetales, Saccharomycetaceae. The transcript has a single exon. The record is from RefSeq and is a predicted model, not a curated record. Bases 1 to 1677 code for a protein of 558 amino acids.
AUGAUCUACUUUUCUGCCACCGGGCCCUACAGGUUUCCUGAUAUGCUGAUACUGAAGUAUGCUGGUAACCAACGUAACCUGUUUGUGGACCCUGAGUCUCGCUGCCUGGACAUCAUUACUGAGUAUUCCAAAAACAGAGAGGGCAAUCCAAUGUGCAAGACCCUGGACAAGGUCACCUCAGACCACCUUUUCUACUACAUCAUAGUUGCACGUAACAUGCUGAAGCACGCCGUGGGGACCGAGUAUGCUGAUAUGAAACGGGACCUGUUCAACGAGACCAACGGUGCUGCUGAGGAGUCGUUGCUCAACGGCUACCUGGCUAGGUCCAUUGGUGACGGGAUCAGUGCUGAUGAUAUGGACCCGGUUAGGUACUCCAGAAACGUGGUUAAUUCUUUUGUCUUUGUGGACUGCACCUCCCAUUCGCUCAUGCACUAUGCCAGGUUCUCUGCGUUCCUCAAGCUCUACCCCAUGUCUGUUAACUGGAGCAUGCGUCUGCCAUUCCGGGAGAUGAGGCACGGUAUGAUCAAGCUGGUGCGUGAGUACGUCAAGGUGGAAGGGGAGGACGUUGGAGUGUCUGCUGCCAAGGAGACGCUGGCUGGUCAUUCUGCUGCCACUGGGCUGGCCACCUACGGUAUUGACCAUGAGAAGGGUCUAGCUGCUGAUGGCUCUCUUGAAGAAAAGUACGCCUCCCUGGUCAAUGCUGCCUGGCACCACUGGCUGGGUCUUGGUUACGGCUCUCCUGCCGAAGAUGGUGAGUCUGAUAUUGCUAAGAAUUCCUGUGAGAAACGGUACUUCCAUCCCAGUGGCUCCAUCAAGGACCUGGCCAUGGCCGGUAUCAAGCUCUAUGGUAGUAAGUUCGAGUUCAGGGAAGGCCAGUUUGACGUUGCGGUUGAGAUAUACCUCUCUGGUUCUCAGGUCAUCCCCAUCCAGGCCCUCCCAGGCUACGGGAAGACGGCUCUGUUCCAGCUUCCUCUGAUGGCUGUCUCGCUGUGUGAUCAGCCUGUCGUCUCUUUUGUCUUUGUUCCAUAUGUUUGUCUGGUCUCCAAUAUGAAAUUACGGUUCUCUUCCUCUGGUUUAAGUUGUGGUUUUGUCAAGGAUUUGUUUGCUGGUGGUCCCACUGUUGCAGAAAGCCAUCUUUUUUGUGACGUUUACGUUGGUACUUUUAACGAUCUAGGCUCUGCCAACUUUAUCAAUCUGGUCAAUAACUGGUAUAAUGUGUUUGAGCAGGUGAUAUUAGGCAUGGUUGUAAUCGACGAAUUCCACAAUCUUGAAACGGAAAAGUACCGUGAAGACAGCUUCAGGCACAUUCCAGAAAUCAAUUUCAAUCUGGCCUGGAAAGUUGUCGUAAUGACUGGAACUGCUGGUGCCAAGGGUAUGUCCAAACCGUUGAGAUUUAUUGGUUACGAAACUGAACUGACUGUUUCCAGAACGUCUUUGAAGAGUAGAAUUCUCUAUUUUGAUAUGGUGUCUCAAAUUCCAUUGCAGAAUAUUGUCAAGGAGUUUCUCCCAGUAAGCAAGGUGGCCGUUAUUGAAUCCCAGGUGUCCAAGUUGGUUGAAAAAUUAAUGCUUUACGAUUCCAGUUCAAAGGUGAUUAUUGUUUGCAGAGAAAGGGUCACUGUGGAGAAGCUCUAUUUCCAGCACAAGUUUGGUGGCUCCAUGGUCGCCUGGACGCGAUGA